GCUCCCCCUCAUCACUUUCAGCUACACUCUGUUUUUUGAUUCACCAAAAAUCACAUAACCAAACCAAAGUUAUGGCAUACAUGGUCUUCUUAUGCUCUCUCACUAUUGUCUCCCUCCUUUCGUCUCCGAAGACGAUAAUUGAAGCAAAAGUUCCAGCGGUCAUCGUCUUCGGUGACUCAUCGGUCGAUGCUGGAAAUAACAACUUCAUUCCCACCAUUGCAAGAAGCAAUUUCUUGCCAUAUGGUCGGGAUUUUGCCGGUGGGAAGGCGACGGGGAGAUUUUCCAAUGGGAGAAUUCCGACGGAUUUCAUUUCUGAGGCAUUUGGGUUGAAGUCAACUAUUCCAGCUUACUUGGAUCCUACCUAUAACAUCUCGGAUUUGGCCACUGGAGUCACUUUUGCUUCUGCUGGAACUGGCUAUGACAAUGCCACUUCGGACGUUUUGUCAGUGAUACCAUUAUGGAAGCAACUCGAAUACUACAAGGAGUAUCAAGCAAAGUUGAUAGCAUAUGAAGGCUCAUCCACAGCAAACGAAACAAUAAAAGAAGCUCUAUAUGUUAUGAGCUUAGGAACCAAUGACUUUUUGGAGAAUUACUACACAAUGCCAGGCCGUUCAUCACAAUACAACAUCCAACAAUACCAAGACUUUCUCGUCGGGAUCGCGGGCGGGUUUAUCGAGAAGCUCCACAGCCUCGGCGCUCGGAAAAUCUCCCUUGGUGGACUACCGCCGAUGGGGUGCUUGCCAUUGGAAAGAACAAGAAACCUUUUUGGAGGCAAUGACUGUUUGGAGAGUUACAACAAUCUUGCCAUGGAUUUCAACAACAAACUCAAGGCUUUGACUGUGAAACUUAACAAGGACCUUCCCGAUGUCGAGUUGGUGUUUUCAAAUCCCUACUACAUUCUCUUGAGCAUGAUCAAAAAGCCUUCUCUCUACGGGUUUGAUGUGACAUCAACGGCAUGCUGUGCUACGGGGAUGUUUGAAAUGGGAUAUGCUUGCAAUCGGAACAGCAUGUUUACUUGCACAGAUGCAAACAAGUACAUUUUUUGGGACUCAUUUCAUCCAACUCAAAGAACCAACCAACUCGUCUCUAAUUAUGUGGUCAAAAAUGUACUUUCCCAGUUUCUUUGAUUCUAUAAUUUUGGAGGUUUUGAAACUUGUAUUAGAAAACAUGGUUGUUUUCAAACUUGUUUACACAAUAGGAUGCUUUUGGAAGGGUAGAAAAUUGUCUUUUUACUAGUCGUAUUUGAUCAAAUACGUCUUUUGGAGAGAGAUUUUUAUAUCCUUGGACAAAACAAUUCUAUUGUUUGAAUAAGGUUCAAAACACUAUUCUUGUUUUGAUCAAUUUCAAAAUCUACGGUGUUUUACCAAAAAUAUAAUCGCCCCAUCUAGCAUAGCAUAGUAGUAUAGACUUUCCCUUCUAGCUUAAUUCUAUGUAUCAAAUAGUAUAAGUUUGUACUAUAUAUUAUAUAUAUUCAUAUAAGUUAAAUAUAUAUACGUAUUAUAUAAAAGAAGCCUAGUUUAACUAGCUUAGAAGCUAGCUCAAGAGCUUGAUUGGAUUUGUUUAUCCUUCGCCCAUUGGGCUUAAGAAUUUUGAUAUACUAGUAAAUCCCAAGCUUUGUUAUUUGUGAAAUUGAUGUGUGGGUUUAUUGCUUCA
Molecule: messenger RNA, 1653 nt
Organism: Benincasa hispida (wax gourd)
Lineage: Eukaryota; Viridiplantae; Streptophyta; Magnoliopsida; Cucurbitales; Cucurbitaceae
Product: GDSL esterase/lipase At2g04570-like
Molecular function (GO): hydrolase activity, acting on ester bonds
Source: RefSeq, a predicted model, not a curated record